Plasmopara halstedii is the source of this 1740-nucleotide messenger RNA. RefSeq names its product eukaryotic translation initiation factor 2d-like isoform x3. NCBI's taxonomy places the organism in Eukaryota, Oomycota, Peronosporomycetes, Peronosporales, Peronosporaceae. The record is from RefSeq and is a predicted model, not a curated record. Gene Ontology annotation, molecular function: RNA binding; translation initiation factor activity. The transcript is spliced from 2 exons. Bases 1 to 1740 code for a protein of 579 amino acids. Gene Ontology annotation, biological process: translational initiation; formation of translation preinitiation complex.
AUGUUUGCCAAGCCUGCGAAAAUAAGUGGCAACGUGGUGCUUGGAAAGAAGGAAGUCAAAAAGCUUCACCGCAAUAUGACUGAAUGCAUUAGUAGCACAUGCAAUAGCUCUGAUGCUGAAAUUUUCAAGUGCUUGCUAGCUUCUAAGGCCGCCGUAAAGAAGAUUAGCUUUCAGGCCCCGUCUCGAAUUGUCGUGUACGUCUUAGAGGAGACAAAGGAGCCACUGAUCUUUGACAUAUCGGGGAAAAACGACUUCUGCUUCAGUGUCUACGCGUUGUGGCGCUUUCCAAAUCUGCUGCUGCCGCUGGUGGUGUACGCUUCUGUGAGCGAGUACAUAUUACGAGGGGCCGACGUAAUGUUGCCCGGUGUUGUGUUUGCGUCUGAAGAGCAUAUGCAAUCGUUACGCAAGGGUGAAUUACGAGCUGUCUAUGCUCAAGGCAAUCCUUGUGCAAUUGCAGUGGGUGAAGUGCUUAUUGAUGCGGCAGAAAUGGAACGAAGUGGCAAGAAGGGCCGAGCACUGAAGCUCUGGCACGUAGUGGGGGAUCAGUUGUGGAAUAUAGGGCCACAAACGCUACCGAAUCGCGGAUUUGAAGCAAAUAAAGUAUCGCCUUUUGGAGAUGGAGAGAAAGAUCCCGGUGUGACACUGGAAAUGGUGACGCUGGAAGAAUAUAAGGAAGUGAAGAGUGAACAGGAAAUCACGAAGCAACAAAUGGACAGUCACUAUGUAGGAGCACUUUUGCAGGCGCUUAAGACGGCUAAGAUUCGAGAAAAUGACUUGCCCAUACUGGUCAGCUCCUUCCAUGCCAAUGUAUUGCUGCCAUGUCGACGAGCCGGGGCAUCGCUAAACAUCAAACGCUCCUCUUUUAAGCAACUUUCGGUAUUUCUGAAGGCUAUGGAGGCUCAUGGAUUGGUUGAAGUUGCUGAUAAUGAUGGGAUACAAACGAUCACAAACAUUGACAGACGCCACCCAGAUGUGAUAUCACACGAUCCUUAUCAUACUGACGAACAAGCGCAGUUGGAAGAGCAGGCCACUAUUGAUAGAAGUGCUGGACUGUCUAAUUACGUCUCUGGUCGAUACGCUCCUGACGUGGAGGAAAGAAUUGGCUUAUCCCCUUCACUUAAGGCUCUCAUAUCGUCAAGUUUGGGUGAUGUUUCUUUCACUGGUCAGCCAUUGCAAAAGUACUGGUCGUCUACCGAAAUUCGGGAUCUUGUCACUCAGUACGUUGAAAAUUGUGGACUGAUAGAUUCUGAAAACAAGAAGUACGUGCGCCUGAACGGUCCUCUUACAGAUGCGCUUUACGGGAAUAAAGCACCCGUAAAUGGCUAUCCAGACCGAAUUGCUCGACCAGAAAUGCUAAGCUUACUGGUAUCCAAAUGCUCACACUAUCACCGAAUUAAACUCUUUCCAACCCAUGCUGCUAAGUUUCAUGGUGGCAAGUUGCGACCGAUUACGAUUCACGUGGAGAAGCUUAAGCGCCGAAGUAACAUCACAGUUACUUACGUUGCCCAUUACCAGCAAUUUGGAAUUGAUGGUGCAACGUUAGCUAAGGAAGCACAAAAAAAGUGGGGCUGCAGUGCCGCUUUGCAUAUUUCCGAGGACAAAAGUAAGGGUGAGGAGAUCGAGAUACAUGGACACAUGGCUAAUGAGGUGAUGGAGUAUCUGGUCACCAAGUACCUUAUUAAUGCCAAGUACUGUACCAUAACUUAUGGCAAGAAUUUGAAGGCGAAGAAAAAAAAGUAA